Molecule: messenger RNA, 1338 nt
Organism: Carica papaya (papaya)
Lineage: Eukaryota; Viridiplantae; Streptophyta; Magnoliopsida; Brassicales; Caricaceae
Source: RefSeq, a predicted model, not a curated record
AAUUAAAACAAAUGACAUUAUAGUUUUAUUUGAUGGUAUUAAUUUUUUUUAAUUGCAAAAAAGUAAAUUAUAUAUUUUUAAAAAUUAAGAAUUAAUUUAAAUAUAAAAAGAGUACAAUUUGAAUAUUUUUUAAAAAUUGAGAAUGGAAUCAGCCAUUUUAACCACUUAAAAAAAUCGCAAGUGUCGUUAUCUUGAGGCAAGACAGUUUACUAGGUCUGCACAUUCUGUAAUUUCCUCUUCUAAAAGUCAACUAAUCAAGUUCAAAGACACCUUUGCCUGGUUUGCAAGUAUUUUGUUGGCUAUAAACACCAUUCUUGUAGGAUUUGACUAACCAGAAUCUUAUAAAGAGCACCAUAAUCUUCAAAGCAUACACCAACACACACUUUUCAAUCAUGAAAUCUCCAUCCACCUUCCUCCCCUACUUUUGUUGCCUCACUUUACUGUUGCUUCUUCCUUUCUGUGGCCGAGCUGCUGACUCUGAUUCAUUACAGGACUUCUGCGUUGCUGAUUUUAAAUCCUCCAUCAUCGUUAAUGGCUUUCCUUGCAAACCAGUUUCUCAAGUAACUUCAGAUGAUUUCUUCUUUGAUGGUUUUAGCAAACCGGUUAAACCAAACCAGUUUGGCAUAGCAGGAAUUGCAGGUAAUGUUCUUGCAUUUCCAGCGUUGAACACAUUGGGAAUAUCAAUGAACAGAGUAGAAUUUUCUCCUCAAGGACUCAACCCACCACACUCACAUCCUCGCGCAGCAGAAGUUGGGGUUGUUAUCCAAGGAGAGCUCCUUGUAGGGUUCCUAACAACCAGCAAUGUAUUCCACUCAAAAGUUUUGAAGGCAGGGCAUAUGUUUGUGGUACCUCCAGGUCUGAUUCACUUCCAGAUGAAUGUGGGUAAAGGAAGGGCUCUUGCCUUCACAGCUUUCAACAGCCAAUUGCCAGGUGUUGCAGCUAGCUCCUCUAUCUUCAAUUCGACACCUCCAAUUCCUAACAAAGUAUUAACCAAGGCCUUCCAUGUAACGGAUGAUGUUAUCAACAUCAUAAAAUCUAAGUCUGCACACCCUUAGUUCCACAAUGUAUAAGCAUCUAAUAAUGCAUGGUAUUGUUCCGAUCUCAUGCUUUGGUAUUUUAAGUGCUAUUAAUUGUGAUCCAUGAAACUAGAAAGCUUACUCGUGAAAAAAGAGUUUAUUAUGUUCUACAUACCCUUAUAAUUUGGUAUAAUUAUGUUAAUCACAAGUUCUAGGAAUGUAAGUCUGUACCAUAGGUGUGGGCUUGUAGUGGUUUACAAUCCAAAACAAUGUAUAUUAAUGUUCGACACUGUAAUGAUACGAGGAAAAUAGAUUGAAGAAA